This is a messenger RNA of Aspergillus calidoustus, 1086 nucleotides long. The record is from the annotation of a GenBank genome assembly. NCBI's taxonomy places the organism in Eukaryota, Fungi, Ascomycota, Eurotiomycetes, Eurotiales, Aspergillaceae.
AUGCAGGACACAUUUGCGUUAGCCAGCGCGGCAGUCGCGGUCUCCCUCAACGCAACGAGAAUUCAACAAGCGCUUCAAAAUGCGGAGUGGGUCGAAGGCGACGUCGCAUCGGAGAUUGAGGAAAUGGAGGUGUACGUCCAGCUUCUGGAGGAAGCCGUCGACAGUCUUUUCGAUCGUGCUGAGCCGAUUCGACCGUCUAUUCUCACAAGCUUGCGCCUUUGCCAAGAGAGGCUUGAAGUGAUGGAGAAAUUACGUGGCUCUGGAUCAGGAAGCCUCCAGGCUUCAAACAUUGUUGGCCACGCGGCGUACUUCAACAAGCGUGUGCAAAUUCUUACGACAGCCAUGGCGAUCGCCGCUCCGCUUCAACAAACCCAAGAUCACCUCGACAAGCCUGCACCGGCAGAUGGCAAGCCGCGAUACGAGAUACCUGAUCACGCUGAGCCAGAGUUGGUCGAUUGUAUGGUUCCGAAGACAUUCCACUUUACCGCAGCCAUCGAGCUCGAGCAGAACACUUUCAGAGUCCCGUGGGCGCAGUUUGAUACGGCAUCGACAUACAACUGGAUAAGCAAGGAGCUGGUAAAGACGCUAGGGCUUUCGGACGAGAUCAAAAAACUUGAGUUAUCCGAGGAACUCAGGAAUACUAAGUACGUUUCAUUCAAUAAAAGUGAAGUGGAGCCUCUAGGCACGAUAAAGCUUUCCUGGUACGCGGCGAAUUUCCCUCCGCCCCAAGUGCCCCUAACGACCGAGUUUUUGGUGGGCAAGGAUAUCGCGGUGCGCCUGGCAAUCGGUUCAGAAUUUAUCCUUGACAAGGAGCUCCUUGUGUACAACUUCAAGUCCCUUGGUGAGGGCAUUAAUGUGCUUCUGUGCAACAAGAAGUCCAAGGUCCAAAUGCCGGAGCCGAAGCAGAAGGAUAGUGACCGAGAGAAAAGAGAACAGAUGAUGGCAGCGGCGCUGGAAAAGAUUAGGCAAGACACGCUGGAAGGCUUGCCUCCGCAAGCCAAGUCGACACCAACUCCACCUUCUUCCCAAACCCCGGGGUCUAAGUCUGGCCCGGACUCGCAGCAACGAGGAGAUACUUCGGCAUGA